UUCCUGUUCGGUGAUCUUUGCAGUGACUGGUCAUUCAUAUUCUAUUGUGAAUUAAAACCCGUGGGAAAUCCGGAUUAGAAACGUUCCCAGCAACCUACGCUGGUUGUAAGAGGCGACUGAAUGGAUCGGAUGGUCAGACUUGUGGACUUGGUUGAUUGCGUGUCGCCGUACCCCGACAGCGUGAAUCGUUGCUCUGAAUAUCGAUCACUGCCAUCAAGUGAGGUAUCGGCACAUCGACAGAAGCUCUAGAUUUUACUACUCAAACUGGACUGAUGCAUGCCAUCGAAUUCCAAUGCUCAUGAUGUCAAUCACUGGACUGUCUGUUCCAAACUCGAUACUUUACAAUCCGCGAUCAUAUAGCUGGAAUACUGCUGAGUGCGGCGAUGAGGGUAAGGAUGUCCUGCCCUACCGGCAGAACCCCAAUUAGCAUUAAAAUAUAUGUGUUGCCUGACAUAGCACUGCAGUACACGUACCAUGCGUAAACAAACCAGACAAUAAAGAAAUGGACCAGUAAUCCAGUCUCAUUAUUGCACAUUUACUGCAUUUGUUGAAAAGGGUAUGUUGAUUUUUUCUUCUGCUGUGUGCAAAUGCAAGAAGAGCUUCUGCAGCUUAUAAGUAAAGAAAAACGUUUAAUAAAUAUGUUUGUUUCUAUGGAUACUUAUAACGAGCAAUCUAGGGAAGCCGACAGUCCCCCAUUUUCUUUCUUAACAUGGGUACCAACAAAGCUGGCACGUAGUUGUGUUUGUUGAACUGGAAACUGGGACACCACUGUUUGGACUAUGCCUGAGAUAGCCGUUGGAAUGUUGUCAAAAAGGCCCAAUCAAUAUUAAAACAAAAAAGUCACAUAUAAGUCUGUUGUGUUCGUUUUUUGUUCACCCUGUCUGCAUGGGCAAGCUAGCGUAGAAGUUCAUGAAUUGCUGUGAUGUUGUUCCUGUUAACAGCGAGUCCCAUGGCGUUACUUGUGUUCACAGCCGGGGGGUUAUGGUUGUGGUGGUGGACCCGGCGCCCCCCGACACUCCCGCCUGGACCGCCCCUCCUCCCCCUCCUGGGGAACCUGCUCUCAUUGGAUACAGACCCCCGAAUGACUUUCAGGAAACUGAGACGGAAAUACGGGGACAUUUACAGCAUCUACAUUUUCAACAAGCCCGUCAUUGUCCUCAACGGCUACAACACCCUGAAAGAUGCUCUCGUGAAACAUGCUGACGUCUUUUCAAGUCGCCCCCAUUCCUUCCUGACGGACCACUUACUGGGGGGCAGAGGUAUUGUCGGUACAUCUGGUGCCACCUGGCGUGAACACCGACGGUUUGCAGUGAGAACUUUGAAGGAGCUGGCAUCAAGGUCAACGGGUCUCGAGGCAAAGGUCAAUCAGGAGGUGUCACACGUACUAGCGUCCAUUGAAAAUGAAGGGGGUUCGAGUUUUGACUGCAAAGGUGUAGUGUUCAUUGCGGUGGCAAACAUCAUCAGCUCCGUGGUGUUCGGAAGGAGGUAUGACUACAGUGAUCCCCUGUUUCUGAAAGUCCUCGGUUGUAUGGAGGAGAACGUCGCCAGCUUUGGUUCAGCUAGUAUCCUCAACAUCUUGCCUGUCGUCCGAUAUUUGCCAGGGGACAUCUUCAAGUUUAAGAAGAUUUUGGCCAAUUUGGCGUUCACUGAACGCGAGUUCGUACAGCCCAUGAUCAAUAACCACUUGGACAACUACGACGAGGACAACAUACACGACUUCACCUCAGCUUAUAUAAAAGAAAUGCGACAUCACCAAGGAGAGGAUACAACCCUGAGCAUUCCUGAUCUGCAGGCGUCAGUUCUCGAUUUAUUCGGAGCCGGGUCGGAGACGACAGCAACCCUCAUCCGCUGGGCCUUGGCAUUGUUCCUCAACUACCCGGAUGUCCAAGAAAACUGUUUCAGGGAGAUUGAGGAAAACAUUGGUACGAGCAAGAGGCCGUCCAUGGCAGAUAUGCCCAACCUUCCUUAUGUAGAAGCGACGAUCACCGAGCUGGCGCGUUAUGCCAAUAUCGUCCCCGCCGGUGUCCCCCACGCCAUCUCCCGGGACGUUUACUUCAACGGGUACACGUUCCCCGCUGACGUCAUGAUUCUGCCCGUCCUGGACUCCGUGCUGCACGAUGAAGCAUUGUGGGGAGAUCCGCACAACUUCCGGCCGCAACGUUUUCUAGAUGAAGAUGGCCAGUUCGUUAAGAAAGACGAGUUCAUACCAUUCUCACUAGGUCGCCGAGCUUGCCUGGGGGAGUCCCUGGCCCGUAUGGAGCUGUUCUUGUUCAUCACAGGAAUGGUUCAGAAGUACCGGUUUGUAUGUGUGUCUGACGCUGUGCCGUCCCUCAUCCCUGUGUGUGGAAUUGUUUUCUCUCCAAAGCCAUUUCUUGUGCAAGCUGUUGCACGAAUAUAACACUGCUUGACCAUGUAGUGUUUCAUACGGUGCC
Molecule: messenger RNA, 2432 nt
Organism: Haliotis rufescens (red abalone)
Lineage: Eukaryota; Metazoa; Mollusca; Gastropoda; Lepetellida; Haliotidae
Product: cytochrome P450 2D26-like
Exons: 4
Coding region: 923-2398 (491 amino acids)
Biological process (GO): xenobiotic metabolic process
Cellular component (GO): cytoplasm; intracellular membrane-bounded organelle
Molecular function (GO): oxidoreductase activity, acting on paired donors, with incorporation or reduction of molecular oxygen, reduced flavin or flavoprotein as one donor, and incorporation of one atom of oxygen; iron ion binding; heme binding
Source: RefSeq, a predicted model, not a curated record